UCAUCUUCCUUGCGUUCAUCUCGGCGAAGCCCGCCACCAGCAGUCACCAUUCCCACCCCGGAGAGGUCCACGCUGGCAGCCCAGCCCCUUCCCCGGCUGAGCAUCGGGCGCAAGACCCUGGUAGCGGCCGCUGUGGGGGUCAUGCUGGUGCUGGUCCUAGUGGUGCUCAUCCCGGUGCUGGUCAGCUCGGUCGGAGGUGGCGAGGACAGCGGCGGCAGGUUGGAGAUGCUGGGCGCCUGCCGCAUGGUGUGCGACCCCUUCCCCACGGCGGAAGAGCCGGUCACCCCCGAGCGACAGGCGGACAACCAGGGAGACCUGAGCCAGCGCAGCGUCGCACCGCCCCUGCCCACUUUCGCAGCUCACGCCUCACAAGGCAGACCCGGACGCCCGGGUAAGCCCGGACCCCCCGGGCCGCCCGGAGAGCCAGGUCCGCCGGGACCAAAGGGACCGCCUGGGGAUAGCGUGGAUGUGAUACGCACAGGAAUUCUAGGCUUGGGGGGCGCCGGCUCCGUAAGCACGGCCACUUACAACACUACACCCCGCGUGGCUUUUUACGCGGGGCUCCGUAACCCGCAGGAAGGCUACGACGUCCUGCGCUUCGAUGACGUAGUGACCAACAUCGGGGGGAACUACGACGGCGCCACGGGCAAGUUCACCUGCAAGAUUCCCGGCACCUAUUUCUUCAUAUACAACGUUCUAAUGAGGGGAGGAGACGGAACCAGCAUGUGGGCCGAUCUGCUCAAGAACAGUCUGGUCAGGGCUAGCGCUAUCGCUCAAGACCAGGACCAGAGUUACGACUAUGCCAGCAACAGUGUCAUUCUGCAUUUGGACGCAGGCGACGAGGUAUUCAUCAAACUGGACGGGGGCAAGGCGCACGGCGGCAACAGCAACAAGUACAGCACCUUCUCUGGGUUCAUCCUGUACGCCGACUGACGAAAGGACGGGCGCCAGCGGCCGAUUUUGCCGGCGAAGACGAGCUGAUAUCGCCCGCGAGUCAUGGAAUCGGGGGUUACAGAGAACGUUCUACCUCUUUAUCAGUGUGUUGUUCGGGGGGUUCGCGCCAUUGGGGCGACUAUGAUUUUGAAGCACCGCUUCUAGGUCACGGUGUUUGUUGAUGUUCGUUGAAUUCUUAUUAGAACGUUGAACUUUUGUGUUUCUUGAACGACUUUAAAAUCAGCUGCCAAAAGAUUUUGAUUCGAGUUGGACAAUUGUUCCAGCUCUGAUUAACGAGUAGCACGAAAUUCAUCAAAAGGCCGAUUUUGGGGGACGUGUCUUCAGUCCUAAUUCAAAUGAAUUGAUAUCGCUGUCAAUGGUGGUGAAUGAGUUGCAAAGUCUCACUUCGACAAACCAAAAUUGUAAACUAACAAAUCUGUUAUUGAAUUUUGUUACUCCGAGUAGUGCACAUGCAUCCCAGUGUGUGUCUGUUCAAAUCCUUACUAUCGUGACUCUAUCAUGUGAUGUGCUCGCUUGUUGAGAUCUGCAUGCAAAAAAAUCUAUUAAAGAAUGAAAAGAUACUCAGAUAUGUUCAAACUUGGUUGGUCUUAAGCGGAUGCCCAAUGUUUUAUUUUACAUUAAAGGACAAAG
This is a messenger RNA of Corythoichthys intestinalis (scribbled pipefish), 1584 nucleotides long. Its product is annotated as C1q-related factor-like. The transcript is spliced from 2 exons. Gene Ontology annotation, molecular function: protein binding. The record is from RefSeq and is a predicted model, not a curated record. Bases 142 to 933 code for a protein of 263 amino acids. NCBI's taxonomy places the organism in Eukaryota, Metazoa, Chordata, Actinopteri, Syngnathiformes, Syngnathidae.